Messenger RNA from Drosophila biarmipes, 1161 nucleotides. Its product is annotated as tRNA-specific adenosine deaminase 2. Gene Ontology annotation, biological process: tRNA wobble adenosine to inosine editing. Bases 129 to 611 code for a protein of 160 amino acids. The transcript has 2 exons. NCBI's taxonomy places the organism in Eukaryota, Metazoa, Arthropoda, Insecta, Diptera, Drosophilidae. Gene Ontology annotation, cellular component: cytoplasm; nucleus. Gene Ontology annotation, molecular function: tRNA-specific adenosine-34 deaminase activity. The record is from RefSeq and is a predicted model, not a curated record.
GUUUCCCAGUGUUGCAAAGCGCCGCCAGAGUGAGAGCUGCUCCGGAGUCGCCUUUUGUUUUUGUUGACCUGGUCAUCCAUCUGUGUGCGGCUUUUCACCCAGUUCGCCCGAGAUUAUUUCCAUGCCAAAUGGCCGCCUUUAUGGAGGAAGCGUUGGUGGAGGCACGGCGGGCACGUGACGCCGGCGAGGUGCCCGUGGGCUGUGUUUUCGUUCAUGGAGACAAGGUGGUCGCACGUGGCGGGAACGAGGUGAACAUCCACAGGAACGCCACCCGACAUGCCGAGUUCAUUUGCAUCGACGCCAUCCUGGCCAGCUGCCGCGAGCGGCGACUUCCCGCGCGUCAGCUGUUCAGCGAGAUCACCGUGGUGGUCACCGUGGAGCCCUGCAUCAUGUGCUCCGCUGCCCUUCAUACGCUGGGGGUCAAGGAGAUCAUCUACGGCUGCGAAAACGAUCGCUUUGGUGGCAAGACAGUGGUGGACGUGGCAGCCGUGGUUGGCCACAGGAUCGAUAUCACCGGGGGAGUACGAGCGGAUGAGGCGAUGGCCCUGCUGAAGGAGUUCUACAAGGGCGACAAUCCGGCGGCACCGCCACUGGCCAAGAAGAAGAAGUAGGAUGAGUCAGGGAAAAACCAACCACUUUCGGGAAUGAGCGGGUCAGGAAUGGAGCUACCGACUAAUCCUCGAGGAAAGAGGGGCGCUGCAACAGUUUGUGGAUGAUGGAACCUUCGAGAACUAAUUCGCGAAAAGAGAAGAUAGUCAGCCAACAGAGGUAAACAAGAUACAGAAGUGCAGAAACUAUAAAUCUUCGGUAAAACCAACUAUUUUCCGACCAGAAAAUUCCUGGGAACCAAUUAUUCCCUAAAGUUAUAGUUUUAACCCACAAAAGGGUCUGAAAAACAAACUUAUUUAUUUUAUGGAUAAAAAAAAGAGUGAAAAAGUAGUUAGCAAUCAAACUACAAUCUAAAUCCUUUUGCAUCCCGGAAAAUAGCCCGAAAGUAUAAUAAGUUCCACUGCAGCAUUCUACGACGAUUUUUGUAUAUGUUUCAAUUUAUUAUAAACUUUAAGCAUAGUCUAAGUAUAUAUAUAUAUUAUUGUAUAUGGCGUUCAGAACGUAUGUUUAAACUCUAAACAUAAAUACAAUUACUGCAUAAUAGCUACAACA